AUGUCUGGCUGGGUGACCGCUGUCGCUUUCCUGUCAGUGUUAGGCGGGUGGUCUGUAUUAGGGUUUGCUCCAUUUAACCAUGAAGUCACUCCAAGUUGUGGCGAGAAUGAAAAACUUUGUGAAUUCCACUGGCUCAUCAACUACACAGAGACAAUGGUAUGGUACCAUGACUAUGACGAUGACGGCAACCCAAUCGUCUACAGAAAUGAUUCGUUUUAUAAACGGCUCGAUUGCUCUCUCUAUGAAAAGGCAACGAAUGAAGAUGGUUCCUAUAAGAUUCUGUACUCGGUUAAUGGCAAGUUUCCGGGACCCUCCAUUGUUGUAUAUGAAGGACAGGAGGUGGUAGUUCACGUUAAAAAUGCCCUUCUCAUGGAAGGAGUGACCAUCCAUUGGCAUGGUAUCUACCAAAGGGGCACUCCGUGGAUGGACGGAGUGAGCAUGAUUAGCCAGUGUCCUAUAAGUCCCGGACAAUCAUUUACAUACAGGUUCAUAGCAGAACCAUCCGGAACCCACUGGUAUCACUCUCACCUGGGAGUUCAAAGGACUGACGGCUUGGCAGGAGCACUUAUCGUUCUUCCCAAACUUAAAGAAGCAAAGACAUCGGAUACUGAGGAGCACAUAGAGAAAGAGUUCGUAGUGCUGACACAGGACUGGUUACAUAAAUCCUCGUUAGAGUUAACGGAACAUUUCAUCUGGGACCUCCGCAGGUAUGCAUUCGGGCCCGACGAUCCGCGGUGUUUCUUUGCCUCAGAUAUACUAAAGAGUGACGGAAGCCUGGCUGGUUUCAUGCUGUUUCAGUCCGGAGUCAUUAAUGGAAGAGGGCAUAAUUACCCUGAGUUUGGCGAUACCCCGAUGUACCCCGAUUUACCUUACGAAACCUUUGUGGUCAAGAGUAAUAAAACAUACCGGUUCCGAUUAAUCAACUCUGGUAAUGGGUUUGCACUACAGAUCUCCGUGGACAAGCAUAAGCUAGAGUUGAUAGCGAUAGACGGUCGAGGCGUACGAAGGGUAGAGUUGGACGCUAUCACCACCGUACCAGGGGAGAGAAUAGACUUUCUACUGCGCACGACACAAACCCCUGAUAACUACUGGUUCCGGGUGGAGGCUAAUGGAGCCGGCCAAGUGAAGGGUAUUGUCCGCUACGAAUCUGUAGCAGAAGGAGUGCCUGUCUCCUCAAGGAAGCGAUGUGUUGAGACGGAUCCCUGUACAGACAUCAACUGCAUGGUACAUGAGUACCCACCUACCUACCAUCUAAACUGCACAUCCAUUGGAGAGCUUCAGUUGUCCAGUCAUGAACGUGACGAGCGCGUUGUCCCUAAAUACACGGAGGACGGGACAUUCAAGGAGAUAUUUCUUAGUGUACAUUUCCAAACUGAAACAGAUUUCGCUCACAUAAAUGGAAAGAGUUUUUUAAAGCCAACCAGCGCUUUACAUACUUUCCCUAAUAUGGCUGACGCUGUGGUGAAUUGUAACAGCACUGACCUCCGCUGUUAUAAGGGAGUCUGCUUUUGUACACAAAUCAUCAAAGUUGAUCUCGGUAGUACGGUCCAGUUCGUUAUGGUCAGCCCAGGUCCUUUGGUUGACAUGGUAGAACUUGGGUUGCAGCACCCAAUGCACUUACACGGUCACACAUUCCACGUGCUCAAGGUCGCCUACUCAAAGUAUAAUGCUUCCGGAAUAUCUGUUGGUCUUAACGAGGAUAUCCAUUGUGAUUCUGUGUUUUGUGACAAUGCCUCGUGGUCAAACGACACCUGGGGUGGAGACAACAUUCCUGGUCUGAAUUUGGUGGAUCCCCCAAUAAAGGACUCGGUGUUAGUACCUAGGCACGGCUACACAGUAACCAGGAUGACUGCCAACAACCCGGGUUUCUGGUUCCUACAUUGUCACAUAGAGAUACACCAAAUCACAGGAAUGGCUCUCAUACUCCAAGUCGGAGACGUGGACCAGAUGCCACCAACUCCCAAAAACUUCCCCACGUGUGGUAAUUUCAACUUCCCGCAAGAGGAAUUUGAAGAAUUUAUCAAUGUGGAGACGGGUUUGCCAGAAAACUCUGCCCCAGAGGACAAAUUGCAGCUCAACUCCGGACUAUCAGUUCCUGAUGUUACGGGAAAACAUUUAUCGACCUGUCAACUUCACAAUGCAAUUGAGGUGAUUUGGUUCUCAAACCCUGCGGGAGUGACGAGCGAUAGGCGAGCAGAAGGGAGUAAAACCACCCCGCGAUCCCGCUCGAGUGGCAAAAGGGGUUUCAGGAAUCUUAGGUCAACAUUAGACUCGUUAGUCUGA
Messenger RNA from Ylistrum balloti, 2283 nucleotides. RefSeq lists its product as uncharacterized. Gene Ontology annotation, biological process: iron ion transport. Gene Ontology annotation, cellular component: plasma membrane. The coding region runs from base 1 to 2283 and encodes 760 amino acids. The record is from RefSeq and is a predicted model, not a curated record. The transcript has 16 exons. NCBI's taxonomy places the organism in Eukaryota, Metazoa, Mollusca, Bivalvia, Pectinida, Pectinidae. Gene Ontology annotation, molecular function: copper ion binding; oxidoreductase activity.